Molecule: messenger RNA, 1668 nt
Organism: Drosophila grimshawi
Lineage: Eukaryota; Metazoa; Arthropoda; Insecta; Diptera; Drosophilidae
Gene: EMC2A
Product: ER membrane protein complex subunit 2
Exons: 4
Coding region: 146-1027 (293 amino acids)
Biological process (GO): protein folding in endoplasmic reticulum
Cellular component (GO): EMC complex
Molecular function (GO): protein binding
Source: RefSeq, a predicted model, not a curated record
AAAACAAAUUUCGAUUAAAGAUAUCGAUAACGAAAUAUCGGAAUGAAUAUGAGAAUCAUUUUUUGACAAUUUUAAUGCAUUCUAUCGAUAUUUGUUGAACCGUAUAAAAUUUUGCAAUUAAUAAAUUAAAGUACCUUAUAUUAAAAUGUCGUUAAACUACGAAGAAAUGAGUUGGUCAGAUGUGCGCGAGCAGUUUAGAAAAUGGCGCGAGGAGAGUGGUCGCCACAGCGAGGAAGUCGUUCAGUUAUGGGUGGCGGUGCUCGAGGACAAAGUCCACAAAACGGGCAACGAGCGGCAUUUAAUAUUGGAGCAAGUCAUCGUUGCCGCAUUGGACACCGCUCGCUUCGACAUUGCCACAAAGUGCACGAAGCAACUGAGCGCCGAGUUUCCCGGCAGUCUGCGCGUGAUGAAGUUCAAAGCGAUGCGCCUCGAGGCACUUGAACAAUAUGAUGCCGCCAACGAGGUACUGGAUGCCAUCAUCGAGAAGGACGAGACAAAUGCGGCGCCACGCAAAAGGAAAAUUGCCAUAAUGAAGGCGCGCGGACUGCGCCUGGAUGCCAUCAAGGAGCUCAAUGCCUAUCUGAAAAAAUUCAUGUCGGAUCAGGAGGCAUGGCAGGAGCUAUGCAACCUGUACUUGAGCGAGGGUGAGUACGGCAAGGCUGCCUUCUGUAUGGAGGAAGUCCUGCUCCACAAUCCACACAGCCAUCUAAUCCAUCAGCGCCUUGCCGACAUUCGUUACACUUUGGGUGGCGUUGAGAAUAUUGAAAUAGCUCGCACUUAUUACUCCCAAGCGAUUAAGCUGAAUCCGCACAAUUUGCGGGCACUUUACGGUUUGUUUUUGUGCUGCAGCUUUUUAGCCAAUUGUAAAGCGGUCAGCUUCAAGCGAAAGGAUUCUCAGAAACUAGCACAAUGGGCACUGGAGCAGGCUUCGAUUCACACGGCAAGGCGUUCAACGAUUAAAAACAAUGACAAGUGGAUCGCAUCCUUGGAUUCGGCCUUUGGCAGCCUCGAGAUCAAGUCAAAUUGACCCGUGGCUGUUGCUGUUGAUAAGGUUAUCAUUGGUGCAAUGCCCGUCAAAGCGUAGUAAACUAUUCCAAACAUGCUUCAACUAUUGGACUAUUCUUUUUAAUGCCCUAACACUAACAUCAUAUACAUCUAAAAUACAUAUUUAUGUAUUAUUUCAAUAAAUAGAGUGAAUCAAACUCUUCAGUUCGAUAAAAAAAAAAAAAACAAAUUCUGGCAAAACAUUAUUCAGCAAGACUAAAAUUGGAAAAUGAUUACCCAUAAUGUACUCUUAACCAUCCUACAGUUAAUAAAUAAUUGAAAUAAGUCAACAUUUAUGUAUUCGGAUGUCGCAAGCAUUAGUAAAUAAACUUUAGAGACUAAAAUUGGAAAAUGCCUGCCCAUAAUAAUAUAAUAAUUAAUUGAAGAAAUUCCACAUGGACAUAUUUUAUGUCCCAGGCAUUAAUAAUUAAACUUUAGUUUGCAUUAUUCUCGAAGACUACAAAUUAAAAAUGCCAACCCAAUAUCAAGUUGAAAGUUCAAUUUAAAAAAUGAGAUCAGUAUCGAUUCUAGUUUAGUUAUCCAUUGUCAUAAUUUUUGAUUCUUUAAUAUGUGGUUUAAAUAAACAUACUCACCUGGUCCAUAAAUUAGGUGGGAAGACGAUAA